Molecule: messenger RNA, 3362 nt
Organism: Carya illinoinensis
Lineage: Eukaryota; Viridiplantae; Streptophyta; Magnoliopsida; Fagales; Juglandaceae
Product: AP-1 complex subunit gamma-2-like
Exons: 18
Coding region: 366-3002 (878 amino acids)
Biological process (GO): Golgi to vacuole transport; intracellular protein transport; receptor-mediated endocytosis
Cellular component (GO): Golgi apparatus; AP-1 adaptor complex; membrane coat
Molecular function (GO): clathrin-cargo adaptor activity
Source: RefSeq, a predicted model, not a curated record
UGUGCUAACGAAGCCAAGCCAAGCCAAGCCAUUCCAAUUCCAUACACGAUGACUUAUCGAGCUCAUAUCGCCCGGGUAACACAAUCACACCCUCCCACGGAAUUGUUGUAGUGCCUGAAAUGUGCGUGUUUUCUAAUUUCACAGAGACACAGAACGAGCACUCCUUGUAGUGGAAGUGGAUCCAAACCCUCCCUUCUCCCUCUCUCACAGAUCCCUCCGAUUUUACGUCUUCGGAUCUCGGGGUUCGAAUUUGGACCGUUCAUUCAGCUGGCUAGUUCGACACCACCGGUGUUUGAUCGCGUACCGUGUUCGGAUUUCGUUCGGAUCUGGUUGAGCUUUCCCGGAGCAUCAUCACUGACCCAAUCAUGAAUCCGUUCUCUUCCGGAACGCGCCUUCGGGACAUGAUUCGGGCUAUACGUGCCUGCAAAACUGCAGCAGAGGAACGUGCUGUUGUAAGAAAAGAGUGUGCUGCUAUUCGCUCCUCAAUUAAUGAAAAUGAUCACGAUUAUAGGCAUCGUAACAUUGCAAAGCUCAUGUUCAUACACAUGCUUGGCUACCCCACACAUUUUGGUCAAAUGGAAUGCCUUAAGUUGAUUGCAUCUGCUGAAUUUCCAGAGAAGAGAAUCGGCUAUCUUGGCCUCAUGUUGCUUCUUGAUGAAAGACAAGAAGUUCUCAUGUUGGUCACAAACUCACUAAAACAAGAUCUCAAUCAUGCAAAUCAGUAUAUUGUGGGACUUGCUCUUUGUGCUUUAGGGAAUAUUUGUUCAGCAGAGAUGGCUCGUGAUCUUGCACCAGAAGUAGAAAGGUUGUUGCAAUUUCGAGAUCCGAAUACUCGGAAAAAAGCAGCUUUGUGUGCUAUAAGGAUUAUAAAGAAAGUACCAGACCUGGCGGAAAAUUUUAUAAAUCCUGCUGCUGCCUUACUUAAAGAAAAGCAUCAUGGAGUUUUAAUAACAGGAGUUCAACUUUGUACAGAUCUAUGUAAAGUCAGUGCAGAAGCUCUGGAAUAUUGCAGAAAGAAGUGUACUGGGGGUUUGGUCAGAACUUUAAAGGAUGUUGCAAACAGCCCAUAUGCACCUGAGUAUGAUAUUGCUGGCAUCACGGACCCUUUCCUCCAUAUUAGAUUGCUUAGACUUUUGCAUGUGUUGGGCCAAGGGGAUGCAGAUGUUAGUGACUUGAUGAAUGACAUACUUGCCCAGGUGGCAACAAAAACAGAGACAAAUAAGAAUGCUGGCAAUGCUAUUCUGUAUGAAUGCGUUGAAACUAUCAUGAGCAUUGAAGAUAAUGGUGGUUUACGUGUGCUUGCUAUCAAUAUCUUGGGACGAUUCUUGUCAAAUCGUGACAACAAUAUCAGAUAUGUUGCAUUAAACAUGCUGAUGAAGGCUAUAACGGUAGAUACUCAAGCAGUGCAGAGACAUCGGGCAACAAUCGUGGAAUGUGUAAAGGACUCAGAUGCUUCAAUUAGGAAAAGAGCCCUUGAACUUGUUUAUCUUUUAGUAAAUGAGAGCAAUGUGAAGCCUUUGACAAAAGAGCUGAUUGAAUAUCUAGAGAGAAGUGAUCAAGAAUUCAAGGGAGAUCUUACUGCCAAAAUUUGUUCCAUAAUUGCAAAGUUUUCACCUGAGAAAAUAUGGUACAUUGAUCAGAUGCUCAAGGUUCUCUCUGAGGCUGGAAAUUUUGUAAAAGAUGAAGUCUGGCAUGCACUUAUCGUUGUGAUAAGCAAUGCUUCUGAUCUCCAUGGAUAUACUGUAAGGGCCUUAUACCGAGCAUUCCAAACUUCGGCUGAACAGCAGGAAACUCUUGUUCGAGUGGCAGUUUGGUGCAUAGGAGAAUAUGGUGACUUGUUGGUCAAGAAUGUUGGGGUGCUUGACAUAGAGGAUCCAAUAACUGUAACAGAAUCUGAUGCUGUGGAUGUGGUAGAGGUUGCCAUUAAGCAUCAUACAUCAGAUCUCACUACUAAAGCUAUGUCUUUGAUUGCUCUGUUAAAGCUCUCUUCUCGCUUUCCAUCUUCUUCAGAGCGGAUCCAAGAUAUUAUCAUUCAAAACAGAGGAAGCCUUGUGCUUGAAUUGCAGCAGAGAUCCAUCGAAUUCAAUUCUGUUAUUGAGAAGCAUCAUAAUAUUAGGUCUGCGCUGGUUGAAAGGAUGCCUGUCCUAGACGAGGCAACUUUCAUUGGAAGGAGGGCUGGUUCGACACCAGCAACAGUUUCAACUUCCAAUGGGCCAUCACUUAAUCUUCCUAAUGGAGUCACUAAACCUCCUGCAGCCCCUCUUGUAGAUUUACUUGAUCUAAGUUCAGAUGAUGCCCCCGCACCUAGCUCUUCUGGUGCAGAUUUUCUUCAGGAUCUUCUUGGUGUUGAUCUUUCACCAGCAUCAAAACAACCUGGAAUUUCUGGUACAAAUCAGGCUCCAAGAACUGGCACAGAUGUUCUACUGGAUCUCUUGUCUAUUGAAACACCUCCUGCCUCACCUAUAACUGACAUAUUAUCUAGCAGUCAAGUUUACAAAUCACCACAUGCAUCAUUGGAGGGACUCUCCUCUCCAUCUGCACUCUCUACACGAGCUGCUACUCCUGCAGGAGCUGCUCCUAUGAUGGAUUUGUUGGAUGGCUUUGUCCCCAAUUCACCAAUAUCUGAAGACAACGGUCCAGUUUACCCAUCCAUCGUCGCGUUUGAGAGCAGCUCCUUGAGAAUAAUGUUUAACUUCUCUAAGGCACGUGGAAACCCACAAACAACAUCAAUCCAGGCUACUUUUACAAAUUUGUCACCAAAUGUCUAUACAGAUUUUAUUUUCCAGGCAGCAGUUCCAAAGUUUCUUCAACUGCACUUAGAUCCAGCUAGUAGCAAUACUCUCCCUGCAGGUGGUAAUGGAUCCAUCACACAAAAUUUAAGAGUCAUUAACAGUCAACAUGGAAAGAAAUCUCUUGUCAUGCGAAUGAGGAUAGCUUAUAAGAGCAACGAUGAAGAUAUUUUGGAGGAAGGGCAAGUCAGCAAUUUCCCUCGUGGUUUGUGAGUUUGGAUGGCCUUUUUGAUACAUUAAAGAUUGUGAUGCGGUAGCACAUCUAUGUCACGGCAUGUGGUGUUGGUGCAAUCUUCUAUUUCAAUUCGCUGUAUGAUUUGUAGCAAUUGGGAUUUGGGACUGAUUUUGAUUUAAUUUGGGAUCAUGGCUUCACUACCUUUCCUUUUACAUUUUUACUUCCUUUUUGUAGGUGUUCUAUGUACAUUAUUAUUACACAACAUUCCAUCAAGGAAUUCUGGUAAUUAAAUUUUGCCUUUUAGAGGCAGAGAGAGGAGUGGAGGGAGCUCAUGAUGUCAUAUUGAGUACUUGAUUUUCCAGUUUGAAUUAUUUAUUCACGAGCUUUAUAUGGUGGUA